This is a messenger RNA of Calypte anna (Anna's hummingbird), 1875 nucleotides long. RefSeq names its product transmembrane protein 120A (gene TMEM120A). Gene Ontology annotation, cellular component: membrane. Bases 57 to 1082 code for a protein of 341 amino acids. The record is from RefSeq and is a predicted model, not a curated record. NCBI's taxonomy places the organism in Eukaryota, Metazoa, Chordata, Aves, Apodiformes, Trochilidae. Gene Ontology annotation, biological process: fat cell differentiation. The transcript has 12 exons.
GCCCGGGCGGUCUCAGCCCCUCGCCGCGGGCCGGCACCGCCGCCGCCAUCGCCGCCAUGGCCCGGGGCCCCUCUGCCGCCGAGUGCCUGCGGGAAUGGGAGGAGCUGCAGGACGGAUACCAGCGCAUCCAGGAUAACCACAAGCUGUACAAGCAGAAACUAGAGGAGCUGACCAAGCUCCAGGACAGCAUCUCCAGCUCUAUCUCACGGCAGAAGAAGAGGCUGAAGGAGCUUUCCCUGUCCCUCAAAAAAUGCAAAGCCCACAUGAGCCCCGAGCAGGAACCCUCCGUCCAAGAGACCCAGAGCUUAAUAAAAGAGAGGCAGAACGUUUUCUUUGAGAUGGAAGCCUAUCUGCCAAAGAAGAAUGGGUUGUACCUGAGUCUGGUGCUUGGGAAUGUGAACGUCACACUGCUCAGCAAGCAGGCCAAGUUUGCAUAUAAAGAUGAGUAUGAGAAGUUCAAGCUCUACCUCACCAUCAUCUUACUCAUUGUCUCCUCCACCUGUCGGUUCCUCCUCAACUCCAGGGUGACAGAUGCUGUCUUUAACUUCCUCCUGGUGUGGUACUACUGCACCCUCACCAUCCGGGAGAGCAUCUUGAUCAACAAUGGAUCCAAAAUCAAAGGCUGGUGGGUUUUCCAUCACUACGUCUCCACCUUCCUCUCAGGUGUCAUGCUGACAUGGCCAGAUGGGCUCAUGUACCAGAUGUUCAGGAACCAGUUCCUCUCCUUCUCCAUGUACCAGAGCUUCGUGCAGUUCCUGCAGUACUACUACCAGAGUGGGUGCCUGUACCGGCUGCGGGCGCUGGGCGAGAGGCACACCAUGGACCUGACUGUGGAGGGUUUCCAGUCCUGGAUGUGGAGAGGCCUCACCUUCCUGCUUCCCUUUCUCUUCUUUGGGCAGUUCUGGCAGCUCUACAAUGCCAUCACCCUCUUCCGCAUGAUCCAGCACCCAGAAUGCAAGGAGUGGCAGGUCCUCAUGUGUGGCCUCCCCUUCUCCAUCCUCUUCCUGGGGAACUUCUUCACCACUCUCCGGGUCGUCCACCAGAAGUUUCAGCACAAGAACCAAGACACAAAGCAGAACUGAAGGGGGGCAGUGUGGGCACCAGGACUGCUUCUCCCCACCUGCUCCAAUCUCCCAUUCCCCUCUCCUCCACGCCGUCCAGACUCGGGUGUCUCACCCCAUCAUCCCUUGGAAGCCCAGGUUUGGGGACAGAGCUCAGGGCCUGCUGAAGAAUAGACUGUGUCUCUCCAUGGGGUGCUGAGCCCACUCUGGGGUGCAGGCAGGAGCACCCUGCAGCUCCUCUCCUGGCUGCCUUCCUCCUCCAGGAGAGCUGGGUGCCUGGGACAGCUGCUCCCUUCCCUUCACCCUGGAGACAUCCACUGGGAUGGUUCCCCAGCCCUGCCAGCAUUCUCCAUCCUGGAUGCCCACCUUGCAUCAACUCCCUCAGGACAAAAGGCAGGGUCCAGGGCUGAUGGUUGCCUCUUGGGCAGUCAAGGAUCUCCCCUUCUCUCCCCAGGGCACCCCUGGGUGCUGAAGGCAGAGGUAAACAGGGUCCCAACAUCACAUCAGCUGCUCCCUUCGCUUUCCAGGGCAGCUGGAGGCCAAGCACCCAUCAUGGUUUCCAGCAUGUGUUGUACCUGGUUCCUCCUUUGCCUUCAAGCUGUGGCCCUGGAGGGUUGGGAGCACCAGGAACCUGAGCCAGAUGUCACCUUGGAGCUGUGCAAACAGCACCCUGGGCUGGCUUCUGGAGGAUGCACACACACAAAUAAAGGGAAGGUGCUGCCUCAGGGUGCUGGGGAGCUCUCUGAACAUCUGGCCCACUCCAUGGUUUUGGGCUGACUGGAAGUGGUCCAUGCUGUGCCAGGGGGAGAGAAUU